Messenger RNA from Ilyonectria robusta, 1647 nucleotides. RefSeq names its product fungal-specific transcription factor domain-containing protein. The transcript is spliced from 3 exons. The record is from RefSeq and is a predicted model, not a curated record. Gene Ontology annotation, biological process: regulation of DNA-templated transcription; DNA-templated transcription. Lineage: Eukaryota; Fungi; Ascomycota; Sordariomycetes; Hypocreales; Nectriaceae. The annotation marks the transcript as partial. Gene Ontology annotation, molecular function: DNA binding; zinc ion binding; DNA-binding transcription factor activity, RNA polymerase II-specific.
AGAAGGGCAGCCCGAGCUUGCCUCUCAUGCAGAACGCGAAAGGUCAGAUGCGACGUCAGCGAGCGAUGGCCGUGCGGGAAUUGCAAAUGGGGUGACUCUGAAUGCGUUGUCCUCGAGCGCCGGGGCGCAAGGCUCCCCGACGCCAAACCGCCAAGCACGCCUGUUCAAGACGGUGAUAAAGCUCGCGGUAUAUCAGUCAAGACAUCCGAUUCUCCAUCAUGCUCCUCCUUAUUUGAGCCUGGCCUACCUGGACUAUUCGAGACUCAGCCAAGCAUUCAACUUCAGGCGUUCAUUGUACCACUACCAGCACGAAUACAAUCCGACGACGCCGCGUAUCUAUUAUACAAAGGUGCGCUGAGUUUGCCAGAUAUCGAUUGCCAAAACGCACUGCUUCGAUCCUACUUCGAGUUCACCUACCCCUACAUGCCGGUCUUGGACCUCGGUCAUUUUCUCCAAAUAUUAGACGCCCGUGACGGGAAAUGCGGCCAAAUCAGCUUGUUUCUCAUCCAAUCCAUCUUGUUUGCUGGAGCUGCACAUGUAAACAUGAACUACCUAAGAGCAGCUGGAUUCACUACUCGAAAACAAGCCCUCAAGGAACUUUUCCAGCGAGCUCGCUUACUUUACGACUUCAAUUAUGAAUCCGAUCGCCUCGUUCUCGUCCAGGGGCUCCUACUCAUGUCACUCUGGUAUGAGACCUCAGAGGAGCACAGGAAUACAUGGCAUUGGAUUGAUGUCGCCGUCUCGCAGGCAUUCGUGGCUGAGCUCCACCGAGACUCAGACGACAGUUCACGAUGCUCGAAAGACAGAAUAUUACGGCGCAGAGUCUGGUGGUCUUGUUUUAUCCGAGAUCAACUUACUUCGCUUGAGAUGAAACGGCUCCCUCGGAUCAGAGACGGCGAAUAUAACGUUUCGAUGCUGACAGACGACGAUUUCGAAAUUCAAAUGACUCAAGACGAUUACUGCCUGAAGCCAGGGCCAAUUUGGACCCAAUUCCGAGAUGAGACAAAACAAAAGGAAUUGGGCAGACUCUGCACUGCAAAAGCGGUCUUGUGUCAAUGCAUCAGUGCCUACCUCGUGUUCUCCCACUCCAUUGGAUCAAGGAAAGGCCAUGGGAUUUCUUCGUAUAAUUCAAUUCCAAACGUGGACGGGAAGAACUCAGGUGGCUUUUCAUUUGCCUCGGUAAAGGGAAAGCUCGACAUAUGGCACAAGUCCCUGCCAGAGUGCUGUUGGCUUCGACCACUCCCAGAUGAGGUACGGAUUGUUGAUGCUGGGAUUGCGUUGAAUCGGAUGGUUUUACACAUAAUAUACCAAUCUAUUAGGCUGGCCAUCGAAAGAACCAUAUUCAUGUCACCUCUCACGCAAUCAUUACUUAAUCGAGAGGCCGCAAGGGUUUGCAUGCUGGAGGCUGCUAUGCAGAUUUCGGACAUGGCCAACGAGGCGCAUGAAGCUGGAAUCUAUCGUUUCUUUUCCAACUCGGCGCUCAUUGCAAUCGUUGCCGCCGCGGGAGUUCAUCUCCAAAGACUCAAGGGGAAUUUGGAGGCGGAAGGUCAGACUGCAUUUAAAGGAUUUCGCCAAUGCGCAGAGGUAAUACAAAGCCUGGGGGAUACUUAUGAGCCUGCCAAUCUCGCAAGGCAUGUUAUGGAGUGG